Angiostrongylus costaricensis is the source of this 498-nucleotide messenger RNA. Lineage: Eukaryota; Metazoa; Nematoda; Chromadorea; Rhabditida; Metastrongylidae. The record is from the annotation of a GenBank genome assembly.
AUGAACACGAUGAUUGAUAGGAUUAUUCCAUGUAUAUGGAUUACUCCUAUCGAUUGCUACUGGGAGGGUUCAAAACCGUUGGGACCGCAUCCGCCGAUAAAUCUCGGUGAUGAAGUGGGCGCGUUUCUCAGUUCGCUCCCAAAAGGGAACGUCACAUGGAAGAAUCUGAAUCCUACGGCAGUUAUGACUGAAGUCGGACAAUUGUUUGAUAUCGGUCCCAUUGGGAAUUUCUUCGAAAGAGCUGGAAUCGGUGCUGCCUACUUGGAUCGGCCCUGUAUAGAUCCUUUGGAUGCUGAGUGUCCGAAAGGUGCACCAAAUUACUUCGACAGAUGUUCGGCUCUGGAGAAAUUCACCGAAUGGAAUGCGGCAAAAACUGAUUCAGAAAAGGUUGAUGGUCAUUCCAUUAUUAUUUCAUUCUCUAAUAAUCCAUGUUUAUUUUCAUUCCUUGAAAUCAUUUCUUUUCAUCGAGGUCUUCAUUCUUUUCUUUCUUCCGUUUAA